AUGAUUUACUCUUCUGGAAGGGAAUCCUACUUCAACAGGAAUUCCACCUGGUAUGACCCUGCAGGUUCCUGGCUGGACACGCGGCGCACACCCUUCACCUAUGCUUAUAGCACCUGCUGCAGCAGUGGUUGUGGGCCAAGGGGAGGCCAUGAUAACCGAUGCUACGAGUAUCGACGAUCGGGCUGUGCUGAGAAUUGCCAUGGGUCAUCAGGGUCGUGCCAUGGCAGUGGAGGCCACUGUUGUGUCAGGAGGCCAUCGUACUUCCAUGGACCCUCCGGAAGAUGCCAUGGCCAUGGGUGGUCGGUCUGUUCUGAGCGGUCUUGCCACAGUUCUGGAUCGUCAUGUCAUGGUUCUGGAUCGUCAUGCCACGAUACCUCUGGAGCAUGCCACAGUGCACCAAUUUAUGUGAAGCCAAAACAACAUGUGCAACAGUGUUGCCCUCCAGUGCAGAAGUGCUGUCCACCAGUGCAACAGUGCUGUCCUCCAGUGAAAAAGUGCUGCCCUCCAGUGCAGAAGUGCUGA
This is a messenger RNA of Dermochelys coriacea (leatherback sea turtle), 522 nucleotides long. Its product is annotated as keratin-associated protein 5-1-like. Lineage: Eukaryota; Metazoa; Chordata; Testudines; Dermochelyidae. The transcript has a single exon. The coding region runs from base 1 to 522 and encodes 173 amino acids. The record is from RefSeq and is a predicted model, not a curated record.